AUUGCGUUCUUCAGUUUCGCGUCAAAUGCGGUAGAUAACAUAUGAGUUCGCGAAUAUGAUCAUUAUAUUUUAGAUAUCAACCAAAAAUAAGUCUGACAUUUAUUUAAAUUUUAUUCGAAAACAUGUUAGUCAAUCUUGUUGUGAAAGUGCUCUUUUGUGUAUUAUGCUUAUAUAUGGAAUUUAUUCAAGCACAGAACCUAUUCAAUAGGUAUAAACUUAUGUCUCGUUUACAAAUGAAACCAAGGAUUAGGGCAAGGUUACAAGAAAAAUUGAAUCAAUAUAAAGCGAGAACCACUCAAACUGUUUGUUAUGAUAGUGUUGGGUGCUUCGAUCUACCUCACAAAAGGUCACCAUUACAAAAAGUUCCUGAAGAUCCGGAAAUGUUACGAACGAAAUUUUUCCUCCUAAGAAGGAACAUAAACUUCUCCACUCCACAAAUAAUUCAUUAUGAUGAUGACGGAGAAUCUUUGAGAAAUUCAAAAUUCAACUAUUCCCAACCCCUGAAGAUGAUUGUUCAUGGUUACAUGAGCAAAUGGAAUGAAAAGGGAGCCCUUAUCACGUCUAAGGCUUACCUGGACUUGUAUGACUGCAACAUGAUGGUAGUUGAUUGGGGUGUUGGAGCAAGAGGUCCUCAAUAUGCUACAGCAGCCGCAAAUACUGAACUAAUCGGUAGACAAACGGGCAUCUUACUCUUGAGAAUCAUCAAAAAUGGAAUGAAUCCGAAAAAUAUUCAUAUGAUAGGAUUUUCACUUGGAGCUCACGUAGCUGGUAGUGCUUCGGAGGUGUUAAAAGCAAGUGGACAUUUAUUAGGUAGAAUAACAGGUCUAGACGCAGCAAGUCCUUUGUUCCGAAAUAAUCAUCUCCGAGAAAAACACAAGAAGUUGGAUAGAGAUGACGCACAUUUCGUUGACGUUGUGCAUACAGAUUCAAGCCCGUACGCUGCAGAUGGUUUUGGUUUAUGGGAACCUAUAGGACAUGUGGACUUCUUCCCUAACGGUGGACAAGAUCAACCAGGAUGUACCGAUACCAGAGGUUCCGUCGUAGUCACGAGCUUGGAUAAAAGAUUGACUAGGGACAUAGCAUGCAGUCAUAUAAGGGCUUGGCAUCUAUUUCAAGAGUCUCUUUUAAACAAGCUAUUAGGAAAGAACAACACCUGUGAAUUCAUAUCAUAUAGUUGCCCAGGCGGUUUACCUUCCUUUGAAGAAGGGCACUGCUUUCCGCAUUUGGAUAAUACAACAAGUAAGCUGUAUCUAGAUCCCAGUUACAUAGCAGAAAUUGGAAAAUUGGGCGAAGAUGCAAAAGGUGAAGGAGUUAUGUAUUUGACAACAAGAAGUUCCUCGAAAUUUUGUGGUACUCAACUCCAAACCUCAAUUCAAAUAUCUCAAAAGACAAAACCAACUAAGGGAGUGUUACAAUUACAUCUAGAAUAUAGGAAUUACACAGCAGAUUUCAGCAUAAAGUGCGAAAUUUUAGAUUUCGUUAUGACUGGAACGGUUAUGAAUGGUCUGGGAGUAAUAGACUUCAACACCUUAAAACCAGAAGUGGAAGAAAUCCAUGCUAGUCUAAGCUACAUAGAUAUCGAAUAUGGUAAACAAAAUAUCGACGUCAAGCAUACAAUAUAUAUAGACAAAAUAACAGUUCGUGAUAUGUAUGGAAACAGCUGGCAAUACUGUGGAAGAGAUACAAUGCUGAAUGACAGAAUAGGACAUUUUGAUGCAAUGAAUGUCACUCUAAAUAGAAAAUCUUGUUAAAUUUGUUCUAAAUUUUAUAAAUAUAUUAUUUGUUACA
Harmonia axyridis is the source of this 1788-nucleotide messenger RNA. RefSeq names its product pancreatic lipase-related protein 2-like. Gene Ontology annotation, biological process: lipid metabolic process. The record is from RefSeq and is a predicted model, not a curated record. Lineage: Eukaryota; Metazoa; Arthropoda; Insecta; Coleoptera; Coccinellidae. The coding region runs from base 123 to 1751 and encodes 542 amino acids. The transcript has 9 exons. Gene Ontology annotation, molecular function: lipase activity; carboxylic ester hydrolase activity.